This is a messenger RNA of Clonostachys byssicola, 1596 nucleotides long. The record is from the annotation of a GenBank genome assembly. NCBI's taxonomy places the organism in Eukaryota, Fungi, Ascomycota, Sordariomycetes, Hypocreales, Bionectriaceae.
AUGACGACCUUCACCAAGAUCACGGACGAACAGCAGCCUGUCAUCAGUGUCAAUCCCGCGUUCAAGCUGUCUGACAUUGACGACAAAACCUACAGCGGCUUCACAGAGCACAUGGGCCGCUGCAUUUACGGCGGAAUCUACGAUGUAGACAACCCGCUCAGCGACGAAGACGGCUUCCGCAAAGAUGUGAUCGAAGCUCUCAAGGAGCUCAACAGCCCUGUCGUUCGCUACCCGGGCGGAAACUUUUGCGCCACCUACCAUUGGCAGGAUGGUAUCGGUCCCAGGGAGAAUCGGCCUAAGAGGCCUGAGCUCGCAUGGAUCGGUCUCGAGAGCAACCAGUUCGGUACGGACGAAUUUAUGAAGUGGUGCGAGAAGGUUGGCACCGCGCCGUACAUCGCCUUGAACAUGAACACAGGUCAGUACAUUCGCCCAUACUUGUCGCAGCGUCAGCGUCCGCUAACUAGUAUCCAGGCACCCUCGAUGAAGGCAAAUAUUCUGACUAUACUCCCAGCUUUGGCAUGGGUCGAGUACUGCAACUCAACACAGGACACAUAUUACGCCAACCUCCGAAGGAAGAACGGCCACGAAGAACCCUACAAUGUGAAGUACUGGGCGUUGGGCAACGAGAUGUGGGGGCCAUGGCAGGUCGAGCAGAUGACCAAGGAAGACUACGCAAAGAAGGCAUUUCAGUGGGCAAAGGCUCUGAAGCUACUUGACCCUUCUAUUGAGUUGAUUCUGUGCGGAAAGGAGGGUCAGGACGCAUGGGACUACCACGUCCUGAAAGAGUGCAUUAAAUUCGAUCGCCAUGCUCGCGGCAACGACGGCUGUCUCAUAGAGAUGCACAGCAUCCAUCUAUACACAUGCUCAAACAACCAUCUCGAGAACGUUACCGCUCCUCGUGCGGCUGAGCGAUGUAUCGAGAUGACAGGCGCUCUCAUCGACCUCGUCCACGCUGAAAACAAGAUCCCUUCCCAUGUGAGGAAGCAGAAGAUUUGCUUCGACGAGUGGAAUGUAUGGGACUCGUCCCGUGCCAAUGGACGUGAUGGUGCUGAAGAGAAAUACACUCUCUCAGACGCCCUCGCGGUCGCAACUUGGCUCAAUGCCUUCAUUCGUCAGAGCAAGUACAUUGGUAUGGCCAACAUUGCACAAUCUGUCAAUGUUAUCUCGCCCCUUAUGACAACCAAGUAUGGCAUCUACAAGCAGACGACGUGGUGGCCGUGGCUGCUGUUCUGCAAGUACAUGCGGGGCACUACAAUUGCCGUCAAUGUGCAAAGUGCUGAGUACGAGGGCUCAACGAAGCCUGACUGGCUCAGGGGAGCUAUGGAGACACCGUGGCUGGACGUCAGUGCCUCAAUCAAGGACAGUGUUGUCUCUCUAGUAGUGGUUAACAUCCAUGAGAGCAAGAGCUUCUCGACGAAACUGGAUGGUAUUCCGAGCGGGGCAAAUGUUGAGGUGUACACUGUGGCGGGCGAUAACAUCGGUGUGAUUAACACUGCCGAAAAGAGCGAGGUUGAAGUCAAGGAGAGCAAGUGGGAGGCGAAGGAAUUAUACGAGUUCCCGAAGGCCUCGAUGACUAUGCUCAGGUGGAAGGUAUAA